Chanos chanos (milkfish) is the source of this 1125-nucleotide messenger RNA. Its product is annotated as delta-type opioid receptor-like. The coding region runs from base 1 to 1125 and encodes 374 amino acids. Gene Ontology annotation, molecular function: neuropeptide binding; dynorphin receptor activity. Lineage: Eukaryota; Metazoa; Chordata; Actinopteri; Gonorynchiformes; Chanidae. Gene Ontology annotation, biological process: sensory perception of pain; G protein-coupled opioid receptor signaling pathway; neuropeptide signaling pathway. The transcript is spliced from 3 exons. The record is from RefSeq and is a predicted model, not a curated record. Gene Ontology annotation, cellular component: plasma membrane; neuron projection.
AUGGACACGAGCGUUGUGGAGAUAUUUAAAGAAGACAGGUGCUCUUCUGCGCUUGCAGACGAGUGUGAUACUAAUGCGUCUCUUACAGGUGAUACAGACACGCGUAACCACACGCUAACUGACGGUUGGGCGCACGAACCCAUGUCUCCUCUCAUUCCGGUCAUCACAGCGGUGUACUCGGUGGUAUUCGUCGUGGGACUCGUGGGAAACUGCCUCGUCAUGUAUGUUAUUAUAAGAUACACCAAGAUGAAGACGGCCACGAACAUUUACAUCUUUAACCUAGCGCUCGCUGACGCUCUGGUUACUACGACAAUGCCCUUUCAGAGCGCUGACUACCUUUUGAACUCUUGGCCGUUCGGCGAGGUGGUCUGUAAGGUCUUCAUUUCCAUUGAUUACUACAACAUGUUUACCAGCAUCUUCACCCUCACCAUGAUGAGCGUGGACCGCUACAUUGCCGUGUGCCACCCCGUCAAGGCGCUCGAUUUCCGAACGCCCCUGAAGGCCAAGGGUAUCAACGUGGGCAUUUGGGUUCUCUCCUCGGCUGCUGGCGUGCCCGCCAUGGUACUUGGGGGCACACAGACCAAUAAUGGCACCACAGAGUGUGCCCUGCAGUUCCCGGAGCCGUAUGAAUACUGGGACACUCUGAUGAAGAUCUGUGUGUUUGUGUUUGCCUUCAUCGUGCCCGUCCUCAUCAUCACGAUCUGCUACACGCUGAUGGUUUUACGGCUGCGUAGCGUGCGGCUGCUGUCCGGCUCCAGGGAGAAGGAUCGUAACCUGCGUCGCAUCACUCGCCUUGUCCUGGUAGUGGUAGCCGUGUUUGUGAUCUGCUGGACGCCAAUCCACAUCUUCAUCUUAAUCAAGGCUCUAGUCAGCGUUCCGGAAACCACGUCCGUUAUGGCUGCCUAUUUCUUCUGCGUUGCCCUGGGAUACACCAACAGCAGCCUCAACCCAGUGCUCUACGCCUUCCUCGAUGAGAAUUUCAAGCGCUGCUUCAAGGACUUCUGCCUGCCAGCACGUGGUGGGAGGGGCGGCAGGGGAGCAGGGUUUGGAGGCGGGGUCAGGGGCGGAUCCAGACAGCAAGCCCAGCCCCCUGACAGCCCACCCAGGACAGCUAAGCCGGCAUGA